Molecule: messenger RNA, 1293 nt
Organism: Lingula anatina
Lineage: Eukaryota; Metazoa; Brachiopoda; Lingulata; Lingulida; Lingulidae
Product: ATP-dependent translocase ABCB1-like
Biological process (GO): oligopeptide export from mitochondrion
Cellular component (GO): mitochondrial inner membrane
Molecular function (GO): ATP binding; ABC-type oligopeptide transporter activity; ATP hydrolysis activity
Source: RefSeq, a predicted model, not a curated record
CUCUGCAAUCACAAUUCAACGUGAAACAAAAUUUUGACCAUUUCAGAGUGAUAUUCGCCAUAGCGUUCACGGGAUUGGCCGUGGGUCAAGCGGCCAGUUUCCUCCCGGACUACUCCAAGGCCCGCCUGGCCACCGGGAGAAUUUAUAAACUAAUGGACGUCAGACCCUCCAUUGAUAGUUACUCUAAGAAAGGAACGAGACUGGAGAGAGUGACAGGGGACAUCACCAUCAAAAAUUUAGAGUUCACGUACCCCAGUCGUGCGAACGUGAAAGUGCUGAAGGGUGUCAGUCUACAGGUCCAUCGAGGUCAGACGAUUGCGUUAGUUGGGCAGAGCGGCUGUGGGAAGAGCACAAUAAUGUCCCUACUGCAGAGGUUCUAUGAUUCUGACGCAGGAAGUAUUAGUAUAGAUGGUGUAGAUAUCCGCUCCAUGAACAUCAAUUUUCUGCGUUCCUGUAUCAGCGUCGUGAGCCAGGAGCCGGUGCUAUUUAACUGUAAUAUACGGGACAAUAUAGCCUACGGCGUGGAGAGAGACGUAGAAAUGUCGGAGAUAAUAGAAGUAGCGAGAACUGCUAACAUCCAUGAUUUCAUCACAUCAUUACCUCAGGGUUAUGACACAGUGGUCGGUGAGAAAGGAACGCAGCUGUCCGGUGGUCAAAAACAGAGGGUAGCCAUCGCACGUGCUUUGCUUUGCAAUCCGGUCAUCCUGCUCCUAGACGAGGCCACCUCGGCGCUGGAUACCGAGAGUGAGAAGGUGGUCCAGGCGGCGUUAGACAGGGCCAGGGAGGGCCGGACAUGUAUAAUGAUCGCCCACCGCCUGUCCACUGUCCAGAACGCGGACAUUAUAGCCGUACUGGACAACGGGACAGUCGUGGAGCAGGGGUCACAUCAGGAGCUACUGGCCAAGAAAGGGGCGUACCAUACACUGGCCAGCGGUCAGUUGUCCCUGGUCUGAGUGACCACAGCGGGCACCUGUUGGAUAUUGGGCAGGAGGGGGUUUAGACUGCCUAUAGGCUGUACAAACUAUUUGUAUUGUUUCGUGCUCAGUACUUCGAAGGGUUUCAAGUUACAGUUUGAUUUUAUUUAUUAUUUGAUCAUUUUGAUGUGUAUUUUGUUGUUGAAGGACAGUUAAUUAUUACUUUUGGGCGUUAGUGACCAAUUUUUACAUCCGUAAAUUUUUUAAGAAAUUAUUUUAUAAAAUGUGGUCAUAUCAUAAACAAUAAGUUACAAGAGAUCAUGAUUAAUGACGGUGAAUUAGUGAAUAACGUAAAGAGGACAUUGCGCAUUUGAAAAAA